Messenger RNA from Triticum turgidum subsp. durum (durum wheat), 1890 nucleotides. The record is from the annotation of a GenBank genome assembly. Lineage: Eukaryota; Viridiplantae; Streptophyta; Magnoliopsida; Poales; Poaceae.
AUGCUCUCCGCGUUCCCGGACCCGGCCGAGGCGCUCGCGUUCGCGUCCUGGAUGCUCCGGUCGGGCGACGUGCGGCCCGACGCCGUCACGUUCACCGUCGCGCUGUCGCUCGCCGCCGGCCGCGGGGAGGGCGGCCUCGGGGUAGUUCGGCAGCUCCACGCGCUGGCGUCGCGGGCCGGGCUCGCCGCCGACGUGUUCGUCGGCAACGCGCUCGUCACGGCCUACUCACGGGGAGGGCUCCUCGGCGCGGCCAGGAGGGCGUUCGAGGAGAUGCCGGCGCGGGACCUGGUCUCCUGGAACGCGAUGAUCUGCGGGCUCGCGCAGGACGGCGGCUGCCCGGCGGAGGUGGUCCGGCUGUUCCUCCGGAUGCUCAAAGACGACGCCGUCCGGCCCGACCGGAUAUCCGCGUGCAGCGUGAUCCCGGCGUGCGGCGGCGAGGGGAAGCUCGAGCUUGGCCGGCAAGUGCACGGCCUCGGGGUGAAGCUGGGCGUCGACGGGCACGUCACCAUCGGCAACGUGCUCGUCGCCAUGUACUACAAGUGCGGCGCUCCAGCCUGCGGCCGGAAGUACCUGCAGUCCAUGGGCGAGCGCGACGUCAUCUCGUGGACCACAAUCAUUUCAAUGGACGAGGACGAGGACGCCGUCGCACUGUUCAAUGGCAUGCGGCGAGACGGCGUGUCGCCGAACGAGGUCACCUUCGUGGCGCUCAUGUCGGCGCUGCCGGCAGGGUGCCCGGCGAGGGACGGGCAGAUGAUCCACGCGGUGUGCCUGAAGACCGGCGCCUCCGACAAGGCCGCCGCGUCCAACAGCCUCAUCACCAUGUACGCGAAGCUGCGGCGCAUGGACGACGCGCGGACGGUGUUCGACCUCAUGCCUCGCCGGGAGACCAUCGCCUGGAAUGCCCUGAUCUCGGGCUACGCGCAGAACGAGCGGUGCAGCGACGCUCUGGAGGCCUUCUCGUGGAUGGUCAAGUGCUUGAGACCCGACGAGACCACGUUUGCAAGCGUCAUCAGCGCAGUCACCGGCGUCGAGACGGUCUCCAUGGCCUACGGCGAGGCGUACCACUGCCAGGCAAUGAAGCUCGGGCUCGGCGCCAGCGAGUACGUCUCCGGCACCCUCAUCGACAUGUACGCGAAGCGCGGCGGCCUGGAGGAGUCCCGGAAGGCGUUCGACAGGACGGCGCGCCGCAGCCUCAUCGCCUGGACGGCGAUGAUCGCCGCGAACGCGAAGCAUGGGAGCUAUGACGCCGUCAUGGGCCUGUUCGACGACAUGGUGCGCUCCGGCGUGGCGCCAGACGGCGUCGUGCUCCUCUCGGUCCUCACGGCUUGCCGCUACAAAGGGGAGGUUGGCACGGGCAAGGCGAUCUUCGACUCCAUGUCCGUCGAGCACCGGGUCGAGCCCUGGCCGGAGCACUACGCGUGUGUCGUCGACAUGCUAGGCCGAGCGGGGAGGCUGGAGGAGGCCGAGGAGCUCAUGAUGCAGAUGCCAUCCGGACCGAGCAUCUCGGCUUUACAGAGCUUGCUGGGAGCCUGCCGGAUCCAUGGCAACGCUGACAUGGCCGAGAGGGUCGCUGACGUGCUGACAGAGUCGGAGCCGGCGGAGUCCGGCGCCUACGUGCUGCUGUCCAAUAUCUACGCCGAGAAGGGGGACUGGGGAGGCGUGGCGAAGGUGAGAAGGCAGAUGAGGGAAAGGGGCGUGAGGAAGGAGAUCGGGUUCAGCUGGGUGGACUUCGGCGCCGGCACCGGCGAGUCCACGCAUCUGCACAAGUUCUCGUCCGACGACACGACGCAUCCGCGGACGGAAGAGAUAUACAGGGUGGCCGAGGGGUUGGGCUGGGAGAUGAAACUUUUGAAGAACCAUUUGCGCAUGGAAACAGAAAGCGUUUCUUGA